CACUGAGCAAGGCAAGCAGAGAGAGUGGAUCAGGGCUGUAUAUAUAGCUACGCAGAUCUCCGGAGAGAUCGGACUCCAAUCAGCCUGCAGUGCAGCGAGCCCCCUCCGCUGCUCGCCACAAUAUCAGUUAGCAGCCAAAGCACAAGCCAAACAGCUUCCAGUGAUUCAUCUGCCGACUGAGUCUCGGAGCUGAAACGAUACACUCCAAACAAGCAGGACGACAUGGAGAAGCUCAUUGGUCUCUGAGGGAAAUGAUAUAAAUAUUACAGCAGCGGAUCACAGAAUGAGUCAUUCUAAAAAUACAUUUGUUAAAAUGUACAGUUUUAAUGUAUCUAUUAACAAAAUCAUUUAUGUAACUGCAACACAGUUACAUACAGAGAUGGAAAUCAACCAAAUGAAAUACAAAUAUUUAACCGGGAAGGAACUAAAACUAGGCUAUUAUGUUAAUACAAACGCAUUUUUGUACAAUACAUUAAUAAAAAGGCUAUAAUAAAUACAAAAACAAAAUAACAAUAUUAACAAUGAACACGACUUUAAAUAAACUUCCAAUAUUACCUCACUGAAGAGUCAAGUUGAGCAUUCUGAAAUGCAGAAAGUAGAUUUAUAUUUUAACAUGAAAUACUAGUAUUCAAAUAGGAUUAACAAACCGUUAACCUUUACGCAGUCAAAACUGGAGCAGGGCGAUAAACUGAACCCCUGAAGACAUCAUUUAUUCGCUGACAUUUAAUCCACCACAACAGAUCGGAAGUAUGCGCGCGCCAGAAACACAAGAUGCCACGCAGUUUUGCAGUGGCACCGAGUUUUAGACUGACCGGCCAAUCCCGCUUCUGGAGCUGGAAAGUCGAACCGCCGUCCGUCUCAGGCUGCAGGAGGAACAGAGGCGGCGGGAGCCUGCCAAACCUGCCACACCUUCUCCCGCAGCCAAUCGCUCACCUGGAAAUACAGGCACAGGGCCUCAACCACACCAUCAGGAGACACACUAUUCUGAGUCACCCUUGAAUGUGUGCAAUGUGUCCGGACAGUGAGAGGAAACCAGAGUGCUCGAAGGAAACUCUCCACUCUCCUCACCAGAACCCAGGGAGCCCCUGUGACCAGGAUCCACUGUGUCUCCUCCAAAUGCAGCCACAGUCAAGAAUCAAGCCGCACGGAGAGUUUCCAUUUUGGAUAAGAGGCUGCGCACACACGCUCCGACAGUUCUCCAUCACAGCGACCACUCCAGGUGAAUGCUGUCAUGCCAUUUGGGUGCCUUGCCCUGCGAGAUGGGCGGACGUACGACGCCUUCUCUGACAUCACAGACAAGUAUGAGAUUGGACAGGUUCUGCGAGCGAAGGAGUUCUGCGAGCUGUGUCUGGUCAAGGAGAGACAGACCGAGAAGGUCUUCGUCUGCAAGAAGUUCCUCAAGAAGGACGGCAGGAAGGUCCGCAAAGCAGCCAAGAAUGAGAUCAUGAUCCUGAAGCUGGUCACCCACCCGAACAUCCUCCAGCUGAUCGACACCUUUGAGACCAGGAAAGAAUACUUCAUCAUCCAGGAGUUCGCCACAGGAGGCGACGUCUUCGACUGGAUCCAGGAUCAGGGAAAUUACACAGAGAAGGACGCGUCCAACGUGAUUCGGCAGGUGCUGGAGGCCGUGGCGUACUUGCACUCGCUCAACAUCGUGCACAGGAACCUGAAGCUGGAGAACCUGAUGUACUACACGGAAAACAACCACAACAAAGUCGUUCUGAGAGACUUCUACCUCUCCAGGUUUGAGAAUGGACCUAUCACAGAGCCCUGUGGAACACCAGAGUACCUCGCUCCAGAGGUGGUGGCUCGGCACCGGUACGGCCGACCGGUGGACUGCUGGGCGGUGGGCGUCAUCAUGUACAUCCUCUUAUCGGGAAACCCUCCGUUCUACGAUGAAACCGAGGAAGAAAACACUGAUCUGCACAAUCGCAUCAUUUUCUGUCGCAUCGUUGCUGGUGACUUCGAGUUCGACUCCCCUUACUGGGACGACAUUUCGCCUGCAGCCAAAGAGCUCGUCUGCCGCCUCAUGGAAGUGGACCAGAUGCUGAGGAUCACCGCCCAGGAUGCUCUGUGGCAUGAAUGGAUUGCUGGGAAUGGUGCAUCGGAAAAGAACCUGAAGGACGGCGUGUGCGCCCAGUUUGAGAAGAACUUUGCGAAAGCCAAGUGGAGGAAAGCCAUCCGCGUCACCACUUUCAUGCAGCGGCUGAAGAACUCGGAGGCUUUGACGGACAGUUCCGCUGAAGCCCACGGGACAAAGGAGGCAGGAGAAGGGGAGGGGCGGGGAGAGGAAGGGGUGACAUCGAGCAGCGUGUCUUUAGAGGUGACGGUUGAGAACACGCCGCCGUCGAUGGAGCUAGGCGAAGACAAGUCCAAGGUGGACAGAGUGGUGCCUCCAGACGUGUCAGAGCCUGCCUGCCAUCCCGAGGCCUCGCCCCAGGAAGAGCCCGAGGUGAAGAGAAGCAGCGAAGGAGCGAGAAAGGGGCCGGCGAGUUUGCCUCCGAACAAAGUUGCACCCGAACAAUCCAGCGGCACCGCAGCUGCUCUUCAGCCGUCUGGGGUGUCCGCGCCAAAGGCUUCACCAGACAAGCGACCGCAGGCACCUAAGGUGGAAAGUGACGGCAGCUGGUGUCAGACUCAGCUCCCUGAAGCUGUGGCGGAGGCUUCCGCCGUUGGGCCCGUCUCCCCGGCGCUCAGCACCGGCGUCCAGCUGAGGGGGGACUGCAGCCCUGGGGCCAGGCGCGACAGGGACGCCAGGAGGACGGACAGACACAGUGCUGAGUUUGCUGUCACUAGGGUGGCGCCUCCUGUGGGACAGGCCUGCUACGCUGCCGGAAGCUCCGCCAGCCUGGGUCGCCACGUCACACCGUACCGCUCGGACCUGGCGGGGAGCUACGGCAGUCCGUACAGCACCCUUUACAGCAGGGGGGGGCUGGGGAUGUACGGCACCGGGCUGCAUCCUCCGUCAGGCGACUGGCAGAUGGACAGUGUGAUCGAGCAGAUCGAGAAGCAGAUGGCAGCAGUGCUGGAGAAGAUCGAGGGGGACAUGCCCUCGCUGCUGGAGCAGAUCAGUGACUGUCCCCCAGAACUGCCCCGACUCCGGAGCGCCAACGUGUCUCCCGCCACCAGCCGCUCGCGCACCUCGCAGCAACAGCCCCCUCCGCCUCUCCCGACCUCUCCCCGGCCAGGGAUGCCGUCCCUCCCGCGCCUCACCAUCCCCCCUCCCACCUACCCCCCGCCGUCACCGCCUACUCAGGCCGCAGCCCUGGGCGAGCGUGAGGAGCGGGACGGACAGAGGAGGGCCGCUCGCUCCAGCCAGUCACCGAGGGCCGGGAUGGGCCGGGGGCUCUGAAUUGCAUGAACUAUCAAGUUUGACAUCUUGAUCUGAAGCUCUUCCUCUGAGAGAGAACUUGACUUCCAGCUGAAGAGGAACGAUUCGAGAGCAGCUCAUUAAAUGUCUUAUCCAUGCAACCUCUGGGCACCGACCUCUUUUAACCUUUACUGUGGCGCAGGAGUGUAAAUAGAUGGCCGAUCCAUCGUCUUGCUUCACUCGCACUUGCAGAACUCCCUUGUGUACAGUCGACUGUGGUUCACCGUGUUUCUUUAUUUUCUGUUGUGAAGUAGAGGUCUGCUCCACAAACCACCGACACGUUCGUUCACUCGAAACAAGACUGAAGCCCUCCCUAGUUCGAUAGUGUAUAUUAAAAAUAGACACAUUCCUCCCAACAUUCUAUUGUAUUUUCAUUGCACAUAAGAUAUAGAUGACUCUUUAUGUUGUACGUUCCUUCUCCACUUCAUGUGUACAGUUACUGCAGCUGUCUGUUCUUCCCUCAUGUGAUCUGUACUGUCUGCAAGUCUUUCAAUAAAACACAGUUAAUAUUG
This is a messenger RNA of Synchiropus splendidus (mandarinfish), 3882 nucleotides long. It is a transcript of the gene camkvl, whose product is annotated as CaM kinase-like vesicle-associated, like. The record is from RefSeq and is a predicted model, not a curated record. Gene Ontology annotation, cellular component: intracellular anatomical structure. Gene Ontology annotation, molecular function: ATP binding; calmodulin binding; calcium/calmodulin-dependent protein kinase activity. Bases 1232 to 3352 code for a protein of 706 amino acids. Gene Ontology annotation, biological process: peptidyl-serine phosphorylation. Lineage: Eukaryota; Metazoa; Chordata; Actinopteri; Syngnathiformes; Callionymidae. The transcript is spliced from 13 exons.